UUGUAGAGUCAUGGCGGAGCGGCGCUGCGCCUCAGUAGAUCAUUGGAGUUGAGGCGAUACUUCACGAUGGAUUCUCAAACUUGAAAUGCUCGAAAGCGCGUUCGAGUUACGGGCGCCGUCAGGCCACCUUCAAACCGUCUGAAACAGAGAACUGGCAACGAUGUGAGACCUCACGAAGCCGACGAAAAAGUCUCGCGAAAGUCUACACAAAUAUGGCUUCUUGCUUCUUUCAAUUUCGCGCUAAAAACUCUCUGACAGGAUUGUUUCCAGAGUUUUCUGUGGUUCUGUUGUAGUGGACGGGCCGGGCGCGAUGGAUCCGAAGCACAAAGAGUUGCUCGAGCAGUCCGAGCAGAAGUUGUCGGAGUCCGUCACAGAUGUGGAUCGGCUCCUGGAGCUGCUGGCCCAGUCCGGCAGUCUGAGCCCGGCCGAGCGCACCGAGCUGGACAAGAACUGCUCCAGCAGCGCCGACAAAGUCCAUCUGCUCCUCAAGAUGCUGGUGGAAAACAAGGAAAUCGAUCAUUUCCAGGAGCUAUGCUGGGCGCUGGAGAAAACUCAGCCGCUGCUGCUCAACUCUCUGCUGCCUGUGGACAACCACAACACGGGUUCCACGUACAGCGUCCUAUCAGCGAUGCCGUCUGACUCUGAGAGCAGCAGUUCCCUCAGCAGUGUCGGUGAGUCCACAUCCUCCCCUCCUCCUGCACACCUGGAAAAGCAUGUGAUGAGCGAGAAACUGGAGACGGUGAUUUUCCAACUCAGACAGGUGACACGUGAACGAGACGACCUGCGCAAAAGACUGGCCCUCUCCUCACCCGGCACCACCUUUGACGACUGCAGGCCUAGUGUGAAGUCGGGUCACGAUUACGAGCGCCUGAAGCUUCAGUGUAUGAAGGCCAUGUCGGAUCUACAGUCUCUUCAGAACCAGCACACCAAAACCCUGAAGAGAUGUGAGGAGGCUGUGAGAGACGCAGAUUACUACCAUACUCUGCACGGGCGUGUGGUUGGUGAACAGACUCAACUGCGAGACGAGAUGGGGGCCAUGAAGCAGAACUACUCGCAGCUCCUGCAACAGCACUCACAGCUGCAGCAAACCUGCGACGAGCUGCGCCGUAUCCAUGACAAUGACCAGAGAGAGGUGGUAGACAUGCGCCUGCAGCAGCAACAGGUCAUGCGGGAGAACGGCUCGUCGGACCUGCUCAAUAAACUCUAUGACACAACUUUAAACAAACUGGAGGGCAUAAAGAAAGAGUACGACACCCUGAGAAAGCGCUACAAUGAGAAGACGGCGAGUCAUAAUGCAGACCUGAGCCGUCUGGAGAAGACCGAGGAGGAGAACAGACGUCUGCAGAAACAGCUGGAUGUUCUGCUGAAACAAAGAGACUCUGCAUUGCAUUACCAGCAGCAGUACAGCAGCUCAACGAGGAGGUUUGAUAGUCUCCAGCAGGAGCUGAAUAAGAUUUCUGCUCAGAACGAUGAGCUUCAGAGGGAAAUGGAGUGUCUUCAGAUGGAGAGCACACGCUACAAGACCCUGCAGCUGAAGGCCGUGAAAGAUGCGGAUAAACUGAAGGAAGAGAGAGACUCCGUGUUAAACGAGUACAGACUGAUCAUGAGCGAGAGAGAUCAGGUCAUUAAAGAGGUGGAUAAACUACAGACGGGGCUGGACGCCGCAGAGGCCAAACUCAAGAACAGGUCCAGCGAGAGAAGUGUUGCUAGCGAAGAGAUUGAGGCGCUAAGACAGGAACUGAACUCUUCACUGCUGGAUCGGGACCGGGCAAUCCGUGAGAAGGCUGAACUGCUGGAGAAAUACUGUCACGAGGUGCAGGAUAAGGCUGAGACACAGAAGGAGCUGAGCCAGGCCUGUAAGGACAUAGAGAUGGUGCGAGAGGAGCGGGACGUGGCCCGUAAAGAGAGAACGGAAGCCAUUAUACAGAGAGACCAGCUCCUGAGAGAGUAUUACCAGGCCAGACAGAAGCAGGACAGUGCGACACUGGACAUGGAGCGUGUCAGUAAAGAGCUUGAGGUAUUGAGGAAGCAAUGUGAGGCCGUGUCUGAGGAGCUGCAGGAGGCCGUGCAGGAUGCAGAAGUGGCCAAAUGCCGCAGAGACUGGGCCUUCCAGGAAAGAGACAAGAUCGUGGCUGAACGAGAGAGUAUACGGACGUUGUGUGAUAACCUGCGGCGUGAGAGAGACAGAGCUGUGAGCGAUCUUGCUGAUGCGUUACGUAACCUUGAUGACCUGCGCAAACAGAAGAAUGAUGCAGUGAGAGAACUGAAAGAGCUCAAGGACUGUAUGGAGGAGCAGUUGGAGAAGGAGGCCCGGUUUCGUCAGUUGAUGGCACACAAUUCUCACGACUCUGCUAUAGAUACAGACUCUCUGGAGUGGGAAACCGAGACGGUGGAGUUUGAGAGAAGUACAGACGACUUGGAUUUGAGCGCUUUGGGGUUCGAUAUUGCGGAGGGAGUGAGCGACCCAUAUUUACCAGGAGAUUAUGGGAUAUUUGUGAGCAAGGUGGACAAAGGAAGCAUUGUGGAGGGCAGGUUAAGAGUGAAUGAUUGGUUGUUGAAGAUAAACGAUGUGGAUCUGGCCAAUAAGGACAGGAAGCAGGUGAUAAAGGCCGUGUUCAGUGGGGGCGGAGUCAUCAACAUGGUGGUGCGCAGGAGGAAGUCUCUAGGAGGACGUACGGUCACCUCCGUUCAUCUUACAAUGGCAGGUCUCAAAGAUUGUGGUGUUGGGUUGGAGAGUGGCGUGUUUGUAUCAUCUAUUUCUCCAGGCAGUCCUGCAGCCAAAGAUGGAUCUGUGUGUCCGGGGGAUCGGCUUCUCAAUAUAAAUGGAAUUUCACUUGAUAAUAAGUCAGUGAGUGAAUGUGAGAAUCUUCUGCGGAGCUGCAGAGAAUCUGUUUCUCUUUCCAUCCUAAAGUUCUUUCCUCAGAGUUUGUCAGGUCAGAGUAUCGCUGAGAGCCCACGUGACGGCGAGAGGAACUCCAAUGGGAAGUCGACAGACCAUCUGCAGCCCUACAGGAAACAGCCAAUCAGCAGCCACUCUCAGAAAGACAUGUACAGCCCCACCCGCGAUGCCGAGAGCGAGCGCGGCCAGCGUGUGGCGCUGUAUCGCCCGGAACCCUAUAAUGAGAUCUGCUGUCCACAUCCAAACUCUAAACGACCUUUGACCUUUCACACUGUUUCCCCCGGUGACCGUACCACAAUAGAGGUGGGUCAGGACUGGAGAUGUGUCCCACAGAAGCAAAGUGGCGGCACUUGGCCCAAAAUGAUGGCAAUUGCCAUGACGGCUGCCGAUAGCGUACCGCCGCUCUCUAUUUUUAAGACUCGAACGAAGCGGAAGUCGAUAUUUGACGCAGAUAUGUUUAAACGGCCAGAAACGCCAUCCAAACUGGACUAUGCCAAUUUGUCUCAAAUGUCCAAACAUUCCCCACAGAGCUCCUGGUCAGAGGGGGCACCACAAAUCCCACCCGAUCCACCAAAACGCAGCGAUUCUUUCAAAUUCAAACACAAAGCGCAGGGAAGCUCCGCCUCCGAUUCGACCAUCACCACAGGCUCUCCCCCAGCCACGCCUAUUCAGACCACACCCUGUCUCGGUCCCGGAGAUAAACCCGAUCAUGAUGCUGAAGGUAGGGACCACACUGGGAAUGUUCCUCGGGGACAGGGGUCUGGCGGUGGUGGACCGUUUAUGGAGGAGUUGUCUGGACCGAGUGCAGAUGAACUAGAGAUGAAGAGAGGAAGACCGAAAUCUGCACCCGCCCAGCGCCGCUGCCUCACUCCACUGAAGAUGCCCGUUCCACAGAGCAUCUCCCACGAUGAACAUUCUCCUGAGCCUGUGGAUCUGGUUCGCUUCUCCCCUUUCCGUUCAAAUCGUCACAGUACAGGCUUCUCACCUGCGCAACCACACGGCACUCCAAGAACUCUGUCUCCAUACCCUGCUGUCACUGCGGUGAUGAGAAACCCAGUGUACACAGCCUGGAGUCACUGUGUCAAAGCCACUAAUUCACCAGCUGCCCCAGGACACACAUACACACAAGUCAGUCCACAGCACCAGGGCCGCUGGAGUGUGGAUCUCAACCACAAACGUUCUGGUGAAUUCUUCGACAGUUCCCGUGGAUCAGCACAUAAUACCAACUCCCUGCCCUCCACCGCGAGAAAAGGUUUGUCUCGGUAUCAGGAACAGCGCAUUAAAAUCCCCACCACGCCUCGCUAUGCCCGGUCCGUUCAGGGCUCAGACAGAGGAUCUCUAUCUCACUCCGACUGCAGCAGCCCCAGUCUUGCAACUCCGCCCCUCUCUCCUCUGGACGCCGCCUCCUUCACCGGCAGCCAAUCACAGGGCUCCAUCUCCAUUCAGACCAGGCUGUCAGUCAGCCCCGUGCCUUUAGGAGACAGGAGAAGAGACAGGCCGUACAUAGAGGAGCCACGGUGUGUCACCAUCCCCAAAGGGGCAGAACCUCUGGGCAUUUCCAUUGUGGGUGGGGAGAAUGGAGGCAUUUUUGUUUCUAAGGUAACAGGGGGCAGCAUUGCUCAACAGCACCACCUGGAGUUUGGAGAUCAGCUUCUCGAGUUUAAUGGUAUUAAUCUGAGGAACGCCACAGAGCAGCAGGCGAGACUCAUCAUAGGCCAGCAGUGUGACAUCAUCACUAUACUGGCACAAUACAACCCGCACAUGUACCAACUGGGCAAUCACUCUCGCUCGAGCUCCCGUAUGGAAUCGUCCAUAAGCUCUCACUCGACACCCGGAACACCCGACACGCACUCCAGCAUAGAUGCGCUCAGUGAACAUGACGAAGGCAUCAUGCUCCCACCCUCCAAACUGGCCAAACCCACAUCCAGUCCUCACAUUGUCGUCAGAGACCGGAGUGAGGCCGGGAAACAGGCGGAGCCGAGGCAGGUGGUGUUGAGGAAGACACAGGUGGAUCUGGGCUUGAAGCUCUGUGGUGGAAACCUGACAGGGGUUUUCGUGGAGAGUCUGGAGGAGGACAGUCCUGCUGGAGGAGCUGCUGGUCUUCAGCCUGGAGACAUCAUACUGGAGUGUAACUCCGUAAGUGUAAAGAAUAAAACCGCCGAGGAGGUUUAUCUAGAGAUCCUGAAACCAGCAGAGACCAUCACCCUCAGAGUCCAGAACCGACUCGAACACUUCAGGAGGAUUAAAGACACACCUGGAGAUGGAUUCUACAUCAGGGCAUUGUUUGACCAUGUUGGUGAGUUGGAGCACGAGUUGACAUUUAAGAAGGAUGAUAUUCUCUACGUGGACGACACACUGCCCAUGGGAAAUUUCGGCUACUGGUUGGCAUGGCAACUGGACGAGAAUGCUCAGAAACUGGUGCAAGGUCACGUGCCCAGCAAGUGCAUGAUUGACCAAGACUCACAACGCCGAUUCAGCGUCACCGACAGCAAAGAUGACAGCGGUUCUGGUAAAGCACUAUCGGCCGUGGCACGUCGGUCGUUCUUUCGGCGUAAACUCAAACACAAGCGCAACAGCUCCAAAGACGGCCGCGAUGCCCCUGCGGCCGACGCCAUCAGCACAGAUUCCAUGCCGUACAUGGAGGAUUGUUUAAGCGUGGCCUAUCAGCGUGUGCAGAAAGUGGAAUCGACCAAUCGCAGGCCGGUGUUGAUAUUGGGGCCUCUUGUGGAGCCAGUCAAAGACAUGCUGCUCAGAGAGGCUCCUGGGAAGUACUGCCGCUGUUUACCGGAGGGAAUGAAGGCGACCCAGCAGGCCAUUGAGCGAGGGGUAAAAGACUGUCUCUUCAUCGAUUACAAGCGGCGGAGCGGACACUUUGAUGUGACCACAGUAGCGUCCGUUAAGGAAAUGACAGAUAAGGACUGUCACUGUCUGCUUGACAUCGCACCACAUGCCAUUGAGCGCCUGCACGUCGUCAACAUUUACCCCAUCGUCAUUUUCAUACGAUACAAAAAUGCUAAGCAGAUCAAGGAGCAGAAAGAUCCCGUCUAUCUGCGAGAUAAAGUGUCACAAAAACAUUCCAAAGAGCAGUUCGACUCCGCGCAGAGGAUCGAACAAGACUACAGCAAAUACUUCACAGGUGUCGUCCAGGGUGGAAGUCUGUCCAGCAUAUGCACACAAGUUAUGGCCAUAGUGGACCAGGAACAGAACAAAGUUCUCUGGAUUCCCGACGGAACCACGUGAAUAAACAUACAGCUUCAGAACGGUCCACCACUAUUAAAGCAACACAUUCACCUGCAAACUUACAACACAGACACUCCUCCGCUGUAAACAACAGCUCUGAAACACUACAACACAACUAUGGCUGGGCGAUAUAUCGAAUAUUCAUGAUAUAGAUACACAAUGAUUGGCUGGCGAUGAAAAAUGUCGAAAACAUUGUGAAUAUCGCAAUGAUCGUCAUGCGCUUUUUAUCUGGCCACGAUCUUCCGGAAGACGCCAGACGAGUUCCGUGAUCCUUCCUUGAGCGUCGUGAUGCUUUAAUAAUAUCUCACUUAUUUCACUUACAAACUUAUUUAACCAAGUCGGUCCAGAAUCAGCUUUUGAGUUUUUAUCAUAUACGUUUUUAGUUGUUUUUAUACGUUAGAUUCCGAUAUGAAAAUCACAAAUGAAGAUACCUAGAAGAGUAUCUCUGCUCUGUAGGUCCAUACUAUGCGAGUGAAUAGUGACCAGAACUUUUAUGCUGCCUUUAUGUGCUUUGUGGAGCUUCAAAGUAACCCAUUAGACUCAAGGGGUUAAUCCAUGUCUUCUGAAGGGAUUUGAUAGCUGUGGGUGAGAAACGGAUACAUUUACAAGUCAUUUUUUUACUAUACAUUCUCCUCCUUGACCAGCAGGUGGCGAUAUGCAUGACGAAUGUGACUUGCCAAAAAUAAAAGUAGAGAUGUAUAAUAAACAAGGGCCGAUCUAUCUCACCAAUACCUAUCAUAUCUCUUCAGAAGACCUGGAUUAAACCACUUAAGUCUUAUGGAUUACUUUUAUGCUGCUUUUAUGUGCUUUUUAGAGCUUCAAAGUUCUGGCUACCGUUCACGUGCAUUGUAUGGACCUACAGAGCUGAAAUAUUCUUCUAAAAAUUUAAUUUUGGGGUGAACUAUCCCUUUAAGUAGCAAACAUGUUGAUUCAUUUCUGUGAAUCAGCUCAACUGAAUCAGUUCUGAAUUAUUAAUCAAUUCAUGAGUGAUACAAUGAUUUGUUUGCAUCAUCACUUAAAUACUGUAUGUUCACAUAGUGUGGGGCAUUUUUCAUGUAUUCAAAUGUUGAGAAAAAUAUAUAUAUAUAUAUAUAUAUAUCAGUAAAUAUUGCUCUUUUUACUUGUAUUAUAUUGGAGCAUAUGAAUGAAAAUAUUUAAAGGAGAUCUAUUAUGCCCCUUUUUACAAGAUAAGUCUCAGGUGUCCCCAGAAUGUGUCUGUGACGUUUCCGCUCAAAAUACUCCACGGAUCAUUUAUUACACCAUGUUAUAAAUGCUUCUUUUUGGGUGGAAUCAAAAACACGCUGAUUUCGUGCAUGUCUCUUUAAAUGCAAAUGAGCUGCUGCUCCCCUCCCCCGACAUAGUUCUGGUCUCCGUGACUACAAUCAGAGACGGUGACUUUAGCUGCAUUAGCCGUGGAAUCGGCUAACAAGCACUGUCGGAAAGGUGAUUUGCAAACAUUCACACAAUAUAAAGUGCUUUAUAUUGACACUCAGUCACAAACAGUCCGGUGUAAAAUGAUUUGCACAAACAAACACAUUUUUAUAUGUUUUGUGGCACAUUUCCUUCAAGAACAAAACUUGUCCACUGUGUCUUCAGCGGCUCUGAUGUCGGGAGUACAUGAAGACUCUUAUGUUCAUUAUUCUUCUCACUGUAUCUGCUCCAGGACUGUGUGUACAUCACUCAGGGGAGGAGCUAUGAUAGUAGGGCGGAGUCAGUCACCAGUCGUGGGCGUGGCCUGCUCUAACGUGACGUCACUUUAGAGCAGAAAGGAAAAGAGUUCAUUUUGACACUGUUAUUUGAUGAAUAGAAAUAUAAGAAAGAAUUUUAACAUUAUAGGGUGGGUUGUGUACACACACGGCCGACUCACAUUUAUAUACAAACACCAUGUAAAAGUGAAUUUGGCAUAAUAGGUCUCCUUUAAAUUGAACUUUCUUGAGUUAAUUUAGUGAAAAACAUGCCUUGAUUAUUUGUAACUACCGAUAGGUUUUUUGUUUGACCAUAUUUUACAUUAAACGCUUUGAAUAUACAGUAUGUGGUUGAAUAUACAGUGGUUUAAAUGAUGGUUUCACUGCUUUUAAAAAGGAUUUAUUCUGUGUGAACUCAACCAGAAGUCCCCGCCUUAAAAAUUAUUAAUUGAUUUUUUUUUACUGGUGAAAUAAAUGACGAUGAAAGGCAAAUCAUUUAUGUUUAGGGGGGUCAAAAUGAUCAUUUCUGCAGAUUAUUAUCAUUAUUUUUUUUUACAUAAUUUCAUUCAGACUUUUGUGUUGUUGCACAAGAAAAACUAGCUUCAUACUACGAGUCCAACGGUUAGUUUUCGCCCAUUGAAAAAGGGUUAAAAUUUACACGCAGAGCCACAUUGAGAGCUUCAUAUCUCUGGGAUUUAACCAUAUAGGGCCUUAAAAAUGGGGAUACUAAAAGAAAAGUUUGUUCUGAAACAGACUUUUAAAGGAUAUUCAGAUAUCUUUAAUACUUCUGGAGUUAUGGGCACUCCAACUUUGGAAAAAUGACACAAAAAUAGUGUUUUUUCCCAUAUUUGGAGUCACACCAUUGACAUAUAAUGCAACAAGAGGUGCUGAAGUCAACUGAGUUUAAUAAGAGAUCUUCAUAUCUGUGUGUAAACAUAAAAUCAGGACUCUGACACCUCUCUAAGGUUAUUUUUUAGACCUGUAGUUUUGGUGAAAAUGAUCAUUUUGGCCUCCGUCCACAAAAUAAUGGAUUACUCCAUAAAUAUUAAAACCAAAAUCAUUUGUGUUCAUCUUUGUUCAGAAAAAGUAUUAAUGGAAAAAAAAUUUUUUAGCUUUGGACGUUCCUGAAAUCUGGUUUAUUUGACGUUGAAUAACCCCCAAAAUCAUCCUUUAAAACCAUUUCGGAGCAAAUGCAUAAAUAUUGUCAGAUAUAUAUAUAUUGCAUAUCAUAUCAAGGCUGAAGAAAUGUCGCUAUAUUACCCAGCCCCGAACACAACACACGUGACCUCUCAGCAGCGGUCAGCAUGUCCGUAUGCAACGUGACCGAAAAAGCAAUAUCUCCCGAUCACUGUUUGAUUUGCUUUCUCUGUGGUAACACUAAUUUAAGAGGACUUUUCUGUAGUUUCUCAUGUUUACAGGACUGAUGUUUAUGAAGCAGCUUACUUGAAUGUUUAACUUCAUGUAUCUGAUCCAAUCAGAGCACACUAAACCAAGUCAUCGGUGCAUGGAGGUUAACAAACGAUUACGCUUAUUACCUGUUCGCUGUGUGGAAAGGUACGUUCAUCCUAAAAUGAAACUUCUGUCAUCAUUUACUCGCAAAAGAGAUAUUAGGUAGAAUGAACGAGCAGUGUGGACGCUCUUGUGUUGCAUGGCAGACAGACAGUCAUACGGGUUUGACGUGAGGGCGAGUAAAUGACCGUUUUCGGGAGGUGAACUGUGCCUUUAAGCUUUAAUGUAGCAGUUCUUUUGAUUUAUUUUGUUUUUUUCCCCUUUACAUAUACUUUGUUAUUUAAAUGCUAUCUGCUGCAUGAUCAUUUUACUAUAUGCUCGGAUUAUUUUUUACUGUCAAUGUAAUGUUUCAUUUUUAACUCUAAUUUAAAUGUAUUUGGGAGUUUACGUAUUAGGCAGCGCUAAAUACUUUUUCUUAAUCUCAUCUCCUUUUCACAAAAACAAGUGUGCCAAAUCAUUUCCUCUGCUUUGACUGUAUUAUGCACUUCUACUUUAUUCAUUCAUUAAUCUUCAUUCAGGACCUGCACAUGUAAAACACAGCCAUCAUGCUUCCCAUGGGUCGCAUACUGUGACGUCACUUCCUGUUCUGUCCAAUGACACCUGUCACCUCUCUCAAUGUUCCACUCAACAGGGAAAAUAUUAAAUGACAGCCUUGUAACUGCCAAUAAUGAUGCUGGUGUUGAAGUAGAGCAGAUAAUUACUGAAUAAUUCUGAGUUUGUAGCUUAAAAUAUUUACAAUUCCACUCAUGUAUGACUUUAAUAGUAGUUGUGUUAUAUAACACCCUGGUACUGUCACAUUAAAGAACUCUGAGAAAAUAAAUAUGAUUUUGUAAUUGUUGCAUUAAUAAAGACUAAA
Molecule: messenger RNA, 10189 nt
Organism: Xyrauchen texanus (razorback sucker)
Lineage: Eukaryota; Metazoa; Chordata; Actinopteri; Cypriniformes; Catostomidae
Product: disks large homolog 5-like
Exons: 33
Coding region: 311-6139 (1942 amino acids)
Biological process (GO): regulation of apoptotic process
Molecular function (GO): protein binding
Source: RefSeq, a predicted model, not a curated record